Molecule: messenger RNA, 1688 nt
Organism: Anastrepha ludens (Mexican fruit fly)
Lineage: Eukaryota; Metazoa; Arthropoda; Insecta; Diptera; Tephritidae
Gene: GatA
Product: glutamyl-tRNA(Gln) amidotransferase subunit A, mitochondrial
Exons: 4
Coding region: 102-1631 (509 amino acids)
Biological process (GO): mitochondrial translation; glutaminyl-tRNAGln biosynthesis via transamidation
Cellular component (GO): mitochondrion; glutamyl-tRNA(Gln) amidotransferase complex
Molecular function (GO): glutaminyl-tRNA synthase (glutamine-hydrolyzing) activity
Source: RefSeq, a predicted model, not a curated record
CUGUUAACGUUACCUCAUGAAAAUAAACAUUGCUACCGCUCGAAGCUCGAACACACCUGCAUUUGUUUUGCUGUGAAUAUUAGACAAAAUAUUGAAAAGUUAUGAAGCGGCAUCUCCAAUUGAGCAUAAAACAACUCUCGACAUGCUACGCGGAAGGAAGUAUUUCGCCAGGUUUGGUCGUCGACCACUCGUUGGAUGAUGCUGUGAAAUUGAAGCAUUUGAAUGCUUUUAUACGUUUGUCACCCGAAAAAUCCUUACAUCAAGCAAAAGAGUCCAACUAUCGUUAUGAGAACAAAAAACCACUCGGAAUACUUGACGGUGUUCCUAUUGCGAUAAAGGAUAACUUUUGUACAAAAGACCUAAACACGACAUGUGCAUCUAAAAUGCUGGCAAAUUUUGUUCCUCCAUUUAAUGGAACUGUGUGCGAACGGCUGUUAACCGCAGGAGCGGUGUUAAUAGGUAAAACGAAUAUGGACCAAUUCGCUAUGGGCUCUGGAACGGUGGAUUCUAUUUUCGGACCAACAAAAAAUGUAUGGAGCCGAGAUUUGAGCGAUGGAAAGUGGCAUAUAACUGGUGGAAGCUCAGGUGGAUCUGCGACGGCCGUAGCUGCAGGAAUUUGCUAUGCCGCUAUCGGAUCAGAUACUGGUGGUUCUACACGUAACCCUGCAUCAUAUUGUGGUGUUGUUGGCUUAAAGCCCACGUAUGGACUCGUAUCACGUCAUGGUCUUAUCCCUCUGGUUAAUUCCAUGGACGUACCAGGCAUUUUUACACGUAGUGUUAGUGAUUGCGUGGACGUACUUAACGCAAUCGCUGGCCCAGAUGCUAAAGACUCCACCACAUUGAGGAAACCUUUUCGAAACAUAAACAUACCACACUUUGGAGAUAUUGAUCUUCGCAAUAUACGGAUUGGUAUACCAAAAGAAUAUCAUUGCGAGGGGCUCUCCGAGGAGGUUUUAGAAACAUGGAUGAAAGUGGCCGACUUAUUGGAAGAUGGUGGGGCACAUGUGCAGCAAGUUUCACUGCCAAAUACGGCGGCAAGUAUCUUCGUUUACUCCAUAUUGAAUCAGUGUGAGGUGGCGAGCAAUAUGGCACGUUACGAUGGCAUUGAAUAUGGACAUCGCGCUGACAAUGAAAGCAGCACGGAAGAAUUAUAUGCAAAAACUCGUGCUGAAGGUUUCAAUACGGUAGUGAAGACACGCAUACUAACUGGAAACUAUUUUCUACUGCGUAAAAACUAUCAGAAAUAUUUCGAAAAAGCACUGCGAGUUCGAAGACUAAUAUCUGAUGACUUUAAACGUGUAUUUGAAACGCCGCAAGACGGCGAAAAUGUAGUGGAUGUGUUGCUCACCCCCACCACACUAACUGAUGCUCCAUUGUAUAGCGAUUUUGUGUCGCUAAGUAAUCGUGAUCAGUGCGCAGUGCAAGACUUCUGCACACAACCUGCUAAUAUGGCAGGCGUACCAGCAAUUUCCAUACCAAUACGCCUUUCACAACGUGGACUACCAAUCGGCUUGCAAUUGAUGAGUCGGUCACUAAAUGAGGAAAUGUUGCUACGCGUGGCUAGUUGGAUAGAAUCGCAGGUGGAAUUCGAUGCCUUAGCUAAUGAACAAAUUUAUGCAGCACGCAGUUAAAAAUAAUUACAAAGUUACUCAGCGCCGUUAUUGGAGUUAUAGUUUAAAUUUUAUUGU